Messenger RNA from Aspergillus nomiae NRRL 13137, 1395 nucleotides. RefSeq names its product oxygenase MpaB family protein. The record is from RefSeq and is a predicted model, not a curated record. The transcript is spliced from 4 exons. The coding region runs from base 1 to 1395 and encodes 464 amino acids. Gene Ontology annotation, molecular function: oxidoreductase activity. Lineage: Eukaryota; Fungi; Ascomycota; Eurotiomycetes; Eurotiales; Aspergillaceae.
AUGCCUGCGCCCAAGAACGCGAAAGGAAACCGAAUUGAGUACCAUUACUGGGACUACAGUUUCGAGUGGACCGAUCAGCAUCGACCUGCGAGCGAGUUCGAGUCUUGGAUCCAUUCCUGCGAUAGCCUUGCGGAUGAGUGCAAUCAGAUAUUGAACGAGUUGCCUGCCACUCCCGGCGAUGAAGGUGGCAAUAUUUCGAAAAGAGACCGGUAUGCACUGUUGAUGGGGAAUCGUGAAAAGCAUCCGAAGCUAGAGGAGCUAUGGACCCAGAUCAACACGGUGCCCGAGUGGGUGGACUGGGCACAGAUCCAACGGGGCCAAGAGGUGUACUGGCGAUAUAUGCUCCCCAUAACGAACUCGCUCACAUAUAAUAGCUUACUCGGUGGAAUGGGAGCCAUUCGUGUGGGAGAAACGUUAUCACGGACUGGAGGGUUCAGCGCCAAUGUCGUCCGUCGCCGACUACUAGAGACCGCUCAACACGCGUUCCAAGUGAACAGCUCCGUCGACAGCAUGAGGCCUGGAGGUGAAGGACAUCUCGCGUGUGUUCGUGUCCGACUCCUUCAUUCAGCUGUGCGUCUCAAGAUCAUGAGCCUGGUGGAGCGAGACCCAAGUUACUAUGACGUCCAAAAAUAUGGCUUGCCCAUCAACGAUCUCGAUGCUUUUGCGACUAUCAAUACAUAUAGUAGCACUGUUAUCUGGUUAGGACUACCACGCCAAGGUAUCAACCUGAGCGACCAAGAGACGGAGGAUUACAUCGCUUUAUGGCGCCUGGUGGCCUGGUAUAUGGGCGCCCCAGCCGAGCCCUUUGAAAGUGCAGCCAAUGCGAAACUUUGGGCGGAGUCGCUGCUCAUCAAUGAAUUUGCCCCGACCGAUACAGGACGGAUCCUUGCAAAGAACAUUGUAAUAGGAAUGGAGAAUACGGCCCCUGCAUAUGCCUCGAAGGAAUUCAUGGACGCUUUAUCUCGGUUACUCAACGGCGAUCAGCUUGCAGAUGAGCUCCACAUUCCGCGAACGAAUUUGUACUAUCGAAUGCUGAUGUGGGGAUACUGUCUCUCGGUGCAGUUACAGGCCAAAGCACUGCCGAAGAUUGGCUUUCUUGAGAAAAUUGUCUUUGCAUUUCGCCGCCGGAUGAUGUGGAGCCACCUCAUGGAUGAAAAAGAGGGCCUAGGAAAGGAAACCGUCUUCGACUUCAAAUACGUUCCAAGUCUCAAACGAACGACACGAGAAGGGGAGCGCAAAAUAUACAUGUUGAAAAGGCCCGGUAUUGAAGUCCUAUCCUAUCUGGGACUCCUUACUGCCUUUGGAACUGUUGCUACUAUUAGUACUGGAAUUUACCUUGCAGCCGCAAGGGUUUUACUCGGGAGCCAGGUCGUACCCCAACUUCUACGUGGUUAA